AUCUUCCUCUAAAAAUUAAAAUGGCGGCCAAAAGAAAGCAAGAUGAGAAACACCUCAAAAUGUUACGGGAUAUGGCGGCAUUACCCCACAACAGACAGUGUUUUGAUUGUCACCAAAGAGGACCAACAUACCUGAAUAUGACAACUGGAUCAUUUGUGUGCACAGCUUGCAGCGGGAUACUACGAGGAAUUAAUCCCCCUCAUCGAGUGAAAUCAAUAUCCAUGGCCAGUUUUACUCCUGAAGAAAUUGAUUUCAUAAAAUGUCAUGGAAAUGAAUUCUGUAGAAAAGUAUGGCUGGGACUCUAUGACAGUAAGAAAGACCAGGCAGAACCCGAUUCUAGAGAUGAACAAAAGAUCAAGGACUUCAUGGCGCAGAAGUACGAGAGGAAGCGGUGGUAUCAAGCCCCCACAGACUCCAUGAAGGAGGAAGCCAGACAAAUCAAUGAGUCGGCCACAAACCGACAGCCACCCACACGGCAACUAAAGACACUUCUAGGGGAGAAAACACCACAGCUUGUGGUAAAAAAUCAGUCCCCCCAGACGACACCAAAGAACCAUGCGGCCCAGCAGCCUCCCCCCGUGGCCCAGCCCCCCGCCACACAGAGUUUCUCCUCCCCGGGGCAGCACAGCCAGUCCUCACAGUCCUCCGGAUCCACCACCAUGGAUCUCCUUGGAGAUUUGGGGGGUGACCCAUUUGCUUCCUCGGCCCCUCCAGCUCAGACCCAACCCAUAGGCGGUGGAGGGGGAGAAGGAGGUUUUGCCGACUUUAGCCAGUUUGGCAGCCAGUUCACUGCACAACCUGCUUCUCAACCCUUCCCAGCAUUCCAGAGUUCCAGCAGUUCCCUUUUUCCAAUGUCUAAUACACCGGCCAGUGCAGCCCCUGCAGUGAAUGGCGGGUUUGCCAGUUUUACCCCUGCCCAGUCAGCAGCGCCACCUGCCAGCACAGCACCCUCAGAAGCAGGGGGAGACAAAUACUCAUCGCUGGGAGACUUGUUCAGCACUCCUGUGACAACAGAAUCCAACACCACCGCUCUAAGUUGGGGAGGAUCCAGCUCCAACUCAGCUGUUAACUGGAAUGGAGGGGGAGGAACCAGCACCAGCGCAGGGGGGAUUGAAUGGAACAGCACAGGAAGUAGUGGAUCUGGAAUGAACUGGGCUAGUGGAGGUACAAGCAAUACCAUGGGAAUGACUUCCAACUGGAACUCUUCCUCAAGUGCUAAUAAUUCCAUGGCCCCAUCCAACUCAGCCUUCUGUAUUCCACCCAGUGCAUACUCUUACACCCAGAUGGGUAGGAGUGGAAACCCGUUCUUCUCAGACUCUGGGGGAGCGAAUCCAUUUGGAGGGACAUCAGCUUCCACCCAACCAAGCAAUCCCUUUGGUGGAGCAGGAGGGCAGCCAUCUUUAUUUGGGAACCAGCCAAAUGCGGGCUUUGGUCAACAGCCAGGUGGAUUCGGAAAUCAACCAACAAGUGCUGCAGGAUUUGGAGUGCAAACAUCUAUGGUCGGAGGGUUUGGAACUCCCACACCUGCUGUCGGGGGAUAUGGAGGAACCCAGACAAGUAUGGCAGGAGGAUUUGGUGCCCCGACGUCAAUGACAGGAGGUUUUGGACAACCAGCUUCAAAUGCUGGAUCUUUUAACAUGGGAGGUUUUGGACAGACCUCUCAAGCAGGAGGCUUUGGCCAGCCAGUGGGAGGUUUUGGGGGUGCAGGAAUGACAAAUCAGUUAAAUAAUCAGAAUGGAGCAUUCAGUUCAAUAGGACCAACAAAUACAAGUGCUGGAUUUGGGGCUUUUUCACAAGCCCAGACAGUGCCCAAUCAGUUUGGACAUUCAAUGCCCGGACAGUUCGAUAAUAAAAUGGGAGGUUCCCAGGGAUUUCCCUCAGGAUGGGGAGGUCAGCCAGUGGCCACUAACUCGCACACAGUCAAUCCAUUUAUGUCCACAGCUGCCCAAUCGAUGGCUCCAAAAAGUGGUUCUACCAACCCUUUCUUGUGAUGGACCGGCAUAGCUUUGUUUUAGCUUUUUAAAACACAUUAAUUUUGAGUGAACACUUCUCGAAUGUCAUUUGAACCAAAGUUGAUUUUCUGUUGAACAAAGACGUGGUGCCAUGUGCUUGUGUAUGCUGUCAGUGUGGGCUUGAAUGGGAUUACCAUGAAGUGUGCAAUGGAUCUAGAGAGGGGUGUAUCUGUAUUCUGUUAUAGGAUGGAAAGUAUCUUAAGUGUGUAGUAUUCACUACUGGUCACUGUAACAAUACUAAUACCAUUAGUCAGGCUUUAUUUUAUCAGAGAGAGAAUAGAAAAAAGUCAAGUCGCGAGGUACACUUUCUCAUAAUAUGUCUCUGAGACAGUGACAAUGUUGUCAGCUUGGGUUUGAAUACAUGUAUUUUGUUGUUAAUUAUUCAUCUGACAAUCUGUUAGAACUGUCGAAACUGUUCUUAUGAGGAACAAUCACAUGCUGUUUAAGAUGUUGAACGGCUAACUACUGAUCCUGUAUGUGAAUUCCACUGUAUGUAAUGUUGGGCGUGGCUCACCAAACAUUUCUCUUUAUAAUAUUGAUUGAUAAUUUAAACAGUGCUAGUCAAAAUCCUUGUUUGUUGUAGAUUUUGAUUCUUCUGUUAUUACUAAAAAGUGCCUGCAUGGAUAAAUGAAUUAAAUUUAAAAAAAAAACUUUGACCAGGAAUUAAGCAAUCUAGUACACCACAUUUGCAGCGCACUGUAUUCUGAAUACAUACAUAGAAUGUACUAAUAUUUUUGUUUUAGUUUUUGAAAUAAAAUUUUAGUUCAUGAAACCCCCAAAAUGUAUGGUUAGUGAGAUAUGUUCAUACUUGAAAAACUUUGUAUUCCUAAAAUUGAAAUUAUAUAUGUGGAAAGAAUAAAAUGUUUUAUUAGUGAUUUUAUGCUCAUGUAUUCAUGUUAAGAGUUUCUGUGUAAAAUUAUUCAAAGGGGCUUGGUAUGCUUCAGUUCAUAUUCACAAAUUAUUAUGUGGAAUUUUCCAUCAAGAAAUGUGCUUGGCAAAAAAUGAAACAAGGUGCAUACAAAACUAAAAUGAUUCGUAUUCAGGGAUGUGCUAUUGUAACCUCAUGGAUGUGCAUGAUGUAACAUAUAAAGUUAUUUCAUCAUUAUUAUUUAGGGUACUAUAUCAUGAAUUUUGUGUUUCAACAGUAGUUCAAAGUGUAAUGAAAUUAAAAAAUAGAUGUGAGGAAAAUUCACUAGACAAAAAUAUUUAGGCCUGCAUAAAUUUCUCUUUGCUGGCUUGUCUUCCUUUAUCCAGUAAAAAAUAAAUUUGAAGCAUGUUUUUUACAUAUUUUAAAUUGCAAUUUGAAUGCUAACUAAAGUUAAUCCCAAAGAAUGUGUAAGUGUGAGUUAUGGAAAUCAUUUUGAUUGAAUGUUCAACUAUUAUUAUCCAGGCAUUCUGGCUAUAUGUUUAUAUUUGUUAAUCAUAUUUUUGAACAAAAAAUUGACUUGAAACAAUCGAAUAGGAUAAUUUCUAGGUACCUAUUGUUGUAGAAAAAACUAUGUACUUGAUACUUAUUUGUUGAAAACAAAAAGUUAUAACAGCUUGUAUUGUUCUCGGUUUUGAAAAGCUUGAUUCUGAAGCAGUCUGUCCAUCACAUUCCUUUAAUGUUUGUAUUUGUUCAUUUGCUUAACUUGGUUUUGUUUGUUGUUUAAUUACAGACAUUUCUUGUUUUGGCCAAUGGUGAUUUUGACACUUCAUGAUAAAUAUAUUACAAAAGUGAAAAAGGGGUUUGCCAGACAUUUUGUUAACACAAGAUUUUAUUCAUAUUUAUGCGUUUUGUUAACUUAUUUAGAAGCAAUAAUUGGUUCAUAAAAUUGAAAAUGAACCGAGUUAUAUGGAGUAUGUCGUCUUGGUUAUGUUGUAUAAUUACAAAUAAAAUAAAAUCAGAUUUUAUUUACAGUGAA
Magallana angulata is the source of this 3916-nucleotide messenger RNA. RefSeq names its product arf-GAP domain and FG repeat-containing protein 1-like. NCBI's taxonomy places the organism in Eukaryota, Metazoa, Mollusca, Bivalvia, Ostreida, Ostreidae. Gene Ontology annotation, molecular function: GTPase activator activity. Bases 21 to 1991 code for a protein of 656 amino acids. The transcript is spliced from 9 exons. The record is from RefSeq and is a predicted model, not a curated record.